Messenger RNA from Thlaspi arvense, 465 nucleotides. Lineage: Eukaryota; Viridiplantae; Streptophyta; Magnoliopsida; Brassicales; Brassicaceae. The record is from the annotation of a GenBank genome assembly.
AUGGACAAUAAAUCUGCCACCAAAGCUGAAGCAGCGCCUUCUGUGAUUGAAGCCACGAUGCCUCUGAAGAAACGUAAGAAAGACAUAAAGACUGAGAAGAAAAUAUCUGAUGCGAUGGAGAUAAUGGAAGGAUUUGAUGUUCGUCUUCAUCAGAUCGAAGAAAAGAUGGAUCCGUUGAUCUCAUUGAUUAGGUCAAAUAAUGAAGUUAAAAUUGGCUCGGUAAAGGCUGAAGCAGAAUUCAUGCCUAUGGAUGGAUCAUCUUUAGAUGAGGAACCUGCUCAGCCGCUAUCUGAUGAUAGCCGUUUUGGUCGUUUUGUCCGUGGUCGUGGUCCUUUUGUUGGUCCUUAUGUCCGUGGUUCUUUUGUCCGUGGUCGUAGUCCUGUUUUCCGUGGUCGUGGUCUUUUUGUCGGUGGUCGUUAUGCCGGUGGUCGUUGUGGCGGUCUAGGCCAUUGUGGCGGCUGCUGA